CAUGAUUGGCAAGUCUAGAGUAUAAUCUCUGAUUCUAAUUGGUUGGUCUUUUUAUCUGUCACCCAUCCUAUUCUGAGCUUUGUAGAUAUCAGGCUACUUUGUGAGAAGCAUGAAAGAGAUUUUUCAUGAUGCCAUGAAUUUUGACUUCUUUGUGAUUAACAUACUGUAUAAAUAAAUGUACACAAGGCUAAAGAUUUACACUGAUGUUGAAAGUGCAACUUAACAGCAGCAUUACGUGUUUGAAUGGAACUGAGGUGAGAAACUAAGACUACUCAAAAAAGAUUGAUCAAAAAAGGAUAUAGACAGGAGAAUGCAGGAAGCUCCAGAAGCCCGAAUCUCUAGCCACACUGAUGGCUCUGCUGCUGCCCUUAAUGCUAGAAUCAGAAGAAAGCUCCAAAACAGAUCUUCAGAAGAGAAACUACUAUAGCCUCCAGAGCAGAAGCUUCUGCAGUGUGAACAAAAGGCAAAGAUGCAUAGCAGCUGUCAUGAAUAUAAUCAAGCCCUCUCGGAUCUCAGGAGGUGUAUAGCUCUGGCAAGAAUUUGCUAUGGAGGCCAUCACUGGAAAAUGGCAGAAGCCCCUGUUAAUUUGGCUCAGGGAUACCGCCAGCUUAAAGCAUUACUCAGAUUGAAAGAUUCAGAGAGAAAUUUAAUAAAAGCUCAGUAACUUUCAGAGGAACUACUACAAAGUGAUCACAUGCCACAGGACAAAUGGAUGGAAAUCAAAGCAGCAGUUGAGUUGUCGUUGGCACAAUUAUACCAGUGUCAGAAAAGAUCAGAAGAUGCUAUUCUCUGCUGUCAAAAAGCUCUGAGCUAUAUUGAGAGGAGUAAGGGUGAAAGCAAUCUGGAAUGUAUUCCUGUACACAAGAAAAUGGCAGGAGUAGCAUGGGUUCUUGGGGAUCAUGCAACAGCAGUCCAGCAUCUUGUAAAGAUAAAGAAGGUUUCAAGCUUAAAUUGGGGUUUAAUGUACAGAUAUUACAAGCGCCUAUAUCUUGAUAAGGCUCAUUUCAUUGCACUGAGAAAAAGCCCUUCUUCAGGAGAAGCAGCAGAAACUGCUCACUUGGUGGCACAGGCUGCAGUUUCCUCUAAACGACCAGAGCACUAUGGUGAAUUUCUUUUGAAAGUUAUGAAUUGUUAUCAUACUGUCCUGCUUGUAGGAAUGCACAUUUCAGUAAAUGCUGCACACUGUAUCAUGACUUCGUAUGACUGUGACGUCGUUUCUCAAGGCAUACUGGAUGCUUUCGAUAUGUAUCACCCUCCACUUAAUCCUUUGCCUUUUAUGAGCAAUAGCUAA
Molecule: messenger RNA, 1291 nt
Organism: Dermochelys coriacea (leatherback sea turtle)
Lineage: Eukaryota; Metazoa; Chordata; Testudines; Dermochelyidae
Gene: TTC23
Product: tetratricopeptide repeat domain 23
Exons: 8
Molecular function (GO): protein binding
Source: RefSeq, a predicted model, not a curated record